UGCUUUUAUUUUCGUUGACUCUGUUAAAAAACAGAGAUCGUCCACCGCCUAUUCAUACUCAUAGAGGGUGAAUUUGUACGAUUAGUUUCGGAUUUUAUCGUGUAAUAAAAAAACGAGGCAAACUUAAUGUUAGGCAUCGCCGGCACGAGCAGCGAAUCCUUCGAAAUAAGAGCCUAAUGUUUUCCGCGCUUUUCGUGUGUAAGAGGACGCUUAGCUUUAUCUUCACUGGUUCCCCACUCUGACAGGAAACCCAAAUAACAGAACCUCGUCGGAACUGGUUUGUUGGCAGAGCUACGUAAAGAUCACACUUGAGGCCGAUUUGAGAGGCUAAGACUCACCUUCUCAGCAUCACUGGCACACAUUUGACACGAUGGCUCAGGGCGCCAAUCAUGGCAAACUGCUCCUGCAACGCCUGCAUCAGCAGCGGGAGAUGGACUUCCUGUGCGACGUCACCAUUGUGGUGAGAGACGUGGAGUUCCGGGCGCACCGCAACAUCCUGGCAGCCUUCAGCAAGUACUUCUCCUCCCAGGCGGAGAAGGGUCAAGAGGUGACCACCCUGGACCCUGACAAAGUCAGCCGAUACGCUCUGGAGAAGCUGUUGGAGUUUGUGUACACGGGACAGAUGAACCUCAGCAGCACCAGACAAGCUGCCGUCCGCCGAGCUGCCAUCUUUCUGGGAAUGUGUGAAGCCACAAAGUACCUGGAGGAAAGUCACCACUGGUCCGAGGCGAGCGAAGCGUACCAGUCCGAGGCGGACAAAGAAGCCGGCCUCUCCUCUGUCAGUCCCGGCUCUCCAGGCAGCCCCCACUCGCCCGUCACUUUGUCCAUCGCGUCCGUCUCAGGAGCGUGGGAGGAGGAGGGCAAAGACAGCAAGGAGCAGGGGAACGAGGCUGCCGGUUUGGAGCAGGAGGAAGGAAUCACAAAUAUUGACGAGUACAUGUCCGUGAUGGAGAUGAGCGGCGAGAAGGGGAUGGGCAGGAAGCGGGGCAGGAGGCCCAAAAGUUUUGACGGCGAGCUGUCAGAGUUUCUGGAGGAGACGACCAAAACCCCAGCCCACAGGGGACGGGGAAGGGGCCGCGGGAGAGGGAGGGGAAGAGGCAGGGGAGUCAUCAAGAGUGAAGAGCCCUUUCCGGAGGAUUCCGACACCAGUGUGAAGGACUUCGGAGACACGUCGGCGGACUGGAGCCCCUCUCAGGACGAGUCCCCUGCCAAGAAGCUGCGUCUGAGCGCCGGGGAGGGGCGGCGAGGGCGUGGCCGGGGGCGGGGACGAGGCAGAGGGAGGGGACGGGGCAGGAGGCGGAUGGAGGAUGAGGACGACGACGAUGACGACGGCAGCGGCGAGGAAGGAGACGAGGGAGAACAGGACGCCAGCGGCAUGGACGACAUGAACCUGUCGUGCACCGAGUGCAACAAGAUGUUCAAAGACAUGAGCAGCCUGCGACGCCACGAGAAGAUCCACAAGGGACUCAAACCUUUUGUCUGCAUCUUCUGCUCCAAGACAUUCCGACAAGCCACCCAGCUCAAAACUCACCUCCGCAUCCAUACAGGCGAGAAGCCGUUCAGCUGCUCCAACUGCGAUAAGUGCUUCGCCCAGAAAUGCCAGCUGGUGGCCCACCGUCGCAUGUACCACGGCGAGGAGAAGCCGUACACGUGCGAGCGCUGCGGCUUCAAGUUCGCCACCUCGUCCAACUACAAGAUCCACAUCAGGCUGCACAGCGGAGAAAAGCCGUACGUGUGCGACGUUUGCGGCCAGGCCUUCGCUCAGUCCAGCACGCUGACCUACCACAAGCGGCGCCACACCGGGGAGAAGCCAUACCAGUGCGACCUGUGCGGCAUGUCGUUCUCCGUUUCGUCCUCGCUCAUUGCUCACGCACGCAAACACACUGGUGAGACUCCGUACAAAUGCUCCCAACCGCACUGCGGCUCCAGGUUCGUCACGUCGUCCGAACUGAAGAAGCACAUGCGACGACUUCACCCAGAGGGCAACAACGGCGUGCAGUGCCUGCUGUGUGGAAACAGGUUCGCCAGCGUGAAGAACAUGAUCAAGCACCAGGAGAAGGCGCAUGCCGACGAAGUUCGCCAACACAAAGAGAGAGCACGAGCAGUUGUCCUGCUGGCGUCCAGCCAUCCCGUGGCCUUCGUGCAGAGCAAACUGUCCAGCGAUAAAGGUCUGACCUCCAUUCCCGAAGGAGAGCCCCCCAACCCAGAACCGGCCACGCCCCACCCCAAAGCCUCAGGCCCUUCCGCCAGCAACAACAACGACGACGACGACGGCGUUCUCGGCGACAGCCUGCAGGACUUGAAGGUGGAGCCCAGCCACACGCCCAUCUCCCCCGCCGACCCCGUCACCUUUGAGGCGGACGCGGAGCAGACCAUCAACUCAGACACGCUCCACGCGCUGGUGGAGCAGCUGAGGCCGCCGGCCUCGCCCGCACAGAGCCUGGAGCAGAUCGUCAUCAUCCGCACGGUGGACAACCCCGAGCACAACCGUCCCCCGCAGUGAGCACAGAGUGAGACAUCUUUACUGUCUCACUCCAAAGAACCUUUUUGGACUUGUUAGUGAGGAACUUUUUCAAAGAUUGAGCUUCAGCCUUUUUGUUAGCGUAGAACAUGUGUGGUUGCUUUAACGUGACGUCACGCCCACGUUGUGACUUUGCACACGCAAAUGAUGAUUUUAUUAGGUUUUGCAAGUGAAACAACGCUAGACCCUGCAAUUAAUUCCUCGUAUUUUCACUGAAGCUGUGAUGUCACUGAAUUUCUUUACAAAGAUCUUGUCUCCACAUGCUUCUUUUUCCCUUCUUGAUUUAUAUUUAGUAUUUUUUUCCCCAUUUUAAUGAACUUGUCUGCAUCAUAUGUACAGAAAGACGUAUUAGCACCGCGUAAAACUUUAAAACAUCCAAUAAAUGUCUGAAAUCGAAAAAGAUGUUUGACUUCUAUU
Molecule: messenger RNA, 2938 nt
Organism: Doryrhamphus excisus (bluestripe pipefish)
Lineage: Eukaryota; Metazoa; Chordata; Actinopteri; Syngnathiformes; Syngnathidae
Biological process (GO): regulation of transcription by RNA polymerase II
Molecular function (GO): protein binding; DNA-binding transcription factor activity, RNA polymerase II-specific; RNA polymerase II cis-regulatory region sequence-specific DNA binding
Source: RefSeq, a predicted model, not a curated record